AUGGACCCAUCACUCGAAAGUGAUGUUCUAAACCGAAGAUCGUUAAUUCUAACGUACCGAAAUUACAAAAACGACACGGAGUACAUCGCUGGUUGGCUCGCAUGGACAUCGGGGAAAUGCGGAUACAUCAGAGCUAUCAACGAGCCGGAGCCUCAGCAGAAGGCGCCGCGGAAGAGGGGAAAGGCAGGCAAAGCUCGUAAGCCAGCCAAGAAGACGCCGGAGCCUGUGACCCCAGCUCAAUAUCCUAUACGCGUCUCCGAGUUCGUAGAGAUGGCUGAACAUAUUGCUUCAUUUGAUCCCAAGAUUGAAGUCCCAGCUGCGCUACAACAGGUGUUUGACCGAGUGAUCUUAGCUCGGAGCAAAGUGGCCAGUUGGUUCGAGAAAGGGCACUCGACCGAUUACGUCAGCAACCACAGGCACUCCUACUUUAUCACCGUUCUGGAAAAGGCGGCAAAACUGCUGAAGCCUCUGAUACCAGAGACGCCAGUAGUUUCUGAGAACAUCAAGCUACAAAACAGGUUCGCCGGGCUUACGGUCGAAGAGACGGACCCACUGGACGAUCUCAUCACCAAAGUUAAGGAGAAGCAAUUGCCCAAAGUCGACCCUAUCCCGAUUGAGCAAGACGAGGAGAGUCUCGAGCACGACUUCUUCUUCGCUAUCGCGACAUUUCUUGACGAGAUCUACGACGUGCGAGCAUGGAUUGUGCGAGAGUGGGAUGAAUAUCGGCAGACAGGUGACGGUCUCACACGCGCGGCAGUGCUUUCCAAUACGGCCGUCGAUCUGGUGCGAUCUGCUGAGAACCAAUUGGAUCAGAUGCUCGUUCGUCCCAAGAAAUACCCCGCCAAGGAAUACCCUGUUUGGACUCUUCCGGCACUGCUCUACGCUCGCUUGCAUGAUUUCUGGGACGGCGAUAUCAAAGACAAUGUCGAUAAACUCGUCAAGCCGUCUAUGAGAAUCCGGCCAAACGAUCAUCCGUGCGAGCAGGAGACAUAUUCCCUGGAGGUCUUUGAGACCCUGGAAUGGGCUCAGUUCUUCGACGUCGCAAGUCAUCCCCAUCUGUCUCAUUUCGCUGUCGACGAGACUGCUCGGGGUAUCAAACACAUGAUAACUUUCAAAGAGAUUCCUAUAUGGCUCACUGUAGCGGUACAAAUGUUCUUUGACGUUGAGUCGGUGUUUCAAGAGGAGGGCACGCUUGCAGCGCCUUUUCGCGAGUACAAAGAGACUGUUCGUAAAGCCGCGCAGGAUUUCUCCAAAAUUGAUCCUAUGUCCAAAAUUGAUCCUAUCGAGCGGCCAUUCAAGGGAUCUGCGGAUUCCGACAAAAAGAUAGCCUCGCUCUAUCAGAACAUACGUAACAUCUUGAGCGACCAUCAAGACUACGCGAUUCGUGAUCGCUGGGGAAGAUUCAUCCGGAAGAUCAAGGAGGACAAGCAUGAGCCACUGAGUAAAACUGUAGACGAGCCGGAUUACGUCUUGAAAAGGCAUCCGAUCCGCUGCGGGCUUCUGAAGUACGAACUACAGCUACAGCUUAAUCACAGAGCUUCCAAAAUCGAGCAUAUGGCGGGCGACAUCCUUUACAUGGCCUGGCUAUAUGUUGCGGUAAGCCGGAUACUGCACCCGGAAAUGCCCCGAUGGCCUGACAUGGAAUAUCUACUCAACGGUCGACAAGACAAGCUGUUCUUCGGCGAAUGGCCAAAGACUCUCGACGAAGUGGGUAAGAAGAUUGAUCUCGGACGCGGCUACUCCAUUGCCAACAAGGCGAGCAAUCGGCGUUCAAAGAAGGACACCUGGGACAACAAGCAACUGCGCCGACUCGAUGACCCAACUGUGAUCGGAGAACUGUUUUUGAAGCGGAUGGGUGCGGAACCCAAAUCAACAGCAGAAGCCCACGAAUGGGUGAUGAAGUUAGUCAGCCUGGUGUGCAAGCCAGAGUCGCAGAAGAUCUUGGACCGACAAGAAAACUUACCCCAAGGUACUUACGAAACAUCGGAGUUCUUGAAGUCCGUGGAAUUGCAACGCAAGCCCUUAGCCUUGCUCGGAGAGAUUCGCCAGUGGCUCCUAGCGGAUGAAAACGACCUGCACUUCGACUGGUUCGGUAUGUUGUCUACCUGUACAGACAUCUGGAAGACAAUCAUGCCGGCAUUUCGCAAGAAUCCCGUGUUCAAAGACGACCCUAAUAUCUACAACUGGAACAUUAAUACUGUAAUCACUGUACUCAAGACAGAAUCUAUCGCGCAAGACACGGGUACGCCUAUGCCAAUUUUUGAGGCGGUUUGGGAAACUUUAAAGCAGUUCAUCCAGAUCCCAGUAUCAAAGGAAAGCGGCAGCAAAACAUGGAAGGGCGAUCUACAUUUGGCCAAGCUUGUAGACGUUUGCAACCCUGCGAUGACGUUGAUGAACCCAGGGCCUGUCAGCUUCAUGAAUCUCUAUGCAAACUGGAGUGAUGAAGACAAGAGAGACUCUCGUGUGGGCAGAGCAGUUUGGUAUGCAAUGCAGGCAUUUGGUGCUAGGACCGGGAAGGAGAAGAACACCAGAGAGAGCGUGAAAGAAGAGACAGAUGGUGAAGAGUCAGUCAGCGAGAUAUCAGCCGCCGAGGAGCCUGUCGACGAGGAACCAGCCGACAAAGAGCCAGUGAACGAUACACCCGCGGAUGAGGACGAACCCAGCGAGCACUCAGACAGCCAAGACGAUGAGACGGCCGAAAUCGACGAAGCAGCUUCGGACGCUGGUAGUGGCAUCAGUAUUCAGGAAUUCUCUUUGGACCUCAAUGCGCUCGCUAGCCAGUACAAGAACGGCGGCAACAACAUCAUCUUCAUGGGCAACAAAAUGAAAGCGCCGGUAGCCAUCAGUCGCGCGCAGAUGGGCCAGCUACGUACGGCACCCAAUGGGGACUUCGUAUUGCCCGGCGGACCCCCAAGCCGGUCUUCUCGAGUAAAAAUGCUACCCCCACGGAAGUCGAAGCGUGUUCGUGGUGUUCGUGCGAUAGCUACGACGGAAGAUGCCCCUGAUCUGUGUGCUUGCGGUCUCAGUCGGUACGGAGUGAGUGUAAGGCCGAUAACGACAAUGAACACCAAGGCAGCGAAAGUGGAGCACCAAUGUAUGGGAGCGCUAUUCGAAGGGAUCGACGUGCCGGAUCGUGAUCUUGGAGACGCUAUCAAGGUGACACGACGCAAAAUUCGAGGUUCGUAA
Alternaria metachromatica is the source of this 3186-nucleotide messenger RNA. RefSeq lists its product as uncharacterized. The transcript has 4 exons. NCBI's taxonomy places the organism in Eukaryota, Fungi, Ascomycota, Dothideomycetes, Pleosporales, Pleosporaceae. The record is from RefSeq and is a predicted model, not a curated record. The coding region runs from base 1 to 3186 and encodes 1061 amino acids.